AUGAAUACGACACUAGAUGUCUCCCGGACCCAACUGCUGGUGGCCGCGGUCCUGCUGGUGCUGGCCGCCCCUGCGCCGCUUCGGGGGGUCGCCGCUCAGCCCGGGCCCCCAGGCGGCGCGCCGCCGGGCCGCUCUAUUGUGGACGAGGUGCCCGCCGAUGAGAACGGUCAUCGGAAGCUGUGGAUGAACUGGCUGUGCACGCGGGACAACCCGCUGUCCGACGCCGGCUGCAGGAAUCUGACCCUCGGGCAGCUCGAGGCAUGGGAGGGCGGCCUGCCCAAGGGCAUCGACCUCGUCACCCGUGACGCCGGCCCCGGCGCCAGCGACGCCUCUCAGCGCGACAACGGCCAGCCCUUCUCAGACGGCGGGCCGCGCCUGCUGGCGCAGCAGGGCGCCGGCCGCGCCCCCAGCGGCCCGAGGCGCGGGCUGCUGGCGGUCACCAACUGGAACUUUCCGGCUGACAUCACGACAUGCGUACAGGGGCGCCAGGGGCGCAAUUGCUUGUCUCCUAAAACUUCUGCCUAG
This is a messenger RNA of Monoraphidium neglectum, 525 nucleotides long. RefSeq lists its product as hypothetical. The record is from RefSeq and is a predicted model, not a curated record. The transcript is spliced from 3 exons. The coding region runs from base 1 to 525 and encodes 174 amino acids. NCBI's taxonomy places the organism in Eukaryota, Viridiplantae, Chlorophyta, Chlorophyceae, Sphaeropleales, Selenastraceae.